Messenger RNA from Prionailurus viverrinus (fishing cat), 2780 nucleotides. It is a transcript of the gene SLC38A3, whose product is annotated as solute carrier family 38 member 3. Gene Ontology annotation, biological process: histidine transport; amino acid transmembrane transport; L-glutamine transport. Lineage: Eukaryota; Metazoa; Chordata; Mammalia; Carnivora; Felidae. Gene Ontology annotation, molecular function: L-glutamine transmembrane transporter activity; L-histidine transmembrane transporter activity; L-asparagine transmembrane transporter activity. The record is from RefSeq and is a predicted model, not a curated record. The coding region runs from base 393 to 1985 and encodes 530 amino acids. The transcript is spliced from 12 exons.
AGAGCUCUGGGGCAGCGACGGGAGGUUAAGGGACAGUGAGGGGGAAUGUUGGGAUACCCUCCAUGCGUCGCUGUCUCUCCCCCCCGCCCCCAUCUCACUCUGGUGCCUGCAGUUUGUGGGGAAGACUUCAUUUGGGAUGUCAGUGUUCAACCUCAGCAACGCCAUCAUGGGCAGUGGCAUCCUGGGACUCGCCUAUGCCAUGGCCAACACGGGCAUCGUCCUUUUCCUGUGAGUGCCUUCAGUGAAUCCUCUAAAGACAGGAGCUCUAAACAGUCCACCAACCGUGACCUCCCAGGACCCAGGCUGUGGAUGGGCUCAACCCAAACCAUGGCUAAAAAAACCAGCCAUGGCCAGACAAAUAUCCCUCAUUUCCUGGUAAACCCACUGAGAUUAUGACACAGGCAAGCCUAACAGACCUGAAUCUAUACUUCUACCACCGUUUACACGUGAUGAACGAAGCCCCAUGGCCAGGCCUUGUGUGGACACACGUGUCCUUACUUGGGAGCUCUGCCCUGCAGUCUAAAUGGAAAGCAUGUUUGUUCCAAGAACUCAAGGAGGUAGUGCUCAGAGGGCCCCUUCUAGGUCAUGGCUUACCCUGGGUCAAACCGAGCGGUGUUCGCCCCUGCCGGGGCCAGUUGAGCUUGCAUCCACGCCUGUUGGGGGCUCCAGACACCUGGGUCACAGACCCACACACCCAGGCCUCCCAGAGCUCACCCCCCCUGCCAGCCAGUAAAGCCCUCAGUGGCUCCUUUUCGCCCAUCUUCCCCAGGUUCCUGUUGACAGCCGUCGCCCUGCUCUCCAGCUACUCCAUCCACCUGCUACUCAAGUCCUCAGGGAUCGUGGGUAUCCGUGCCUAUGAGCAGCUAGGCUACCGUGCCUUUGGGACCCCAGGAAAGCUGGCAGCGGCCCUGGCCAUCACACUGCAGAAUAUUGGAGCCAUGUCCAGCUACCUGUACAUCAUCAAGUCCGAGCUGCCCCUUGUCAUACAGACCUUCCUGAACCUGGAGGAGCAAACUUCGGACUGGUACAUGAAUGGGAACUACCUGGUGAUCCUUGUUUCUGUCAUCGUCAUUCUGCCCCUGGCACUGAUGCGGCAGCUUGGCUACCUGGGUUACUCCAGCGGCUUCUCUCUCAGCUGCAUGGUGUUCUUCCUAAUUGCAGUCAUCUACAAAAAGUUCCAUGUGCCCUGCCCUCUGCCCCUCAACCUCGCCAACAUCACGGGCAACGUCAGCCUCAUGGAGGUCACCAAGGAGGAGGCUCAGCUGCAGGCUGAAACAGAGGCCGCAGCCUUCUGCACCCCGAGUUACUUCACACUCAACUCACAGACAGCAUAUACCAUCCCCAUCAUGGCCUUCGCCUUCGUCUGCCAUCCCGAGGUGCUGCCCAUCUAUACGGAGCUCAAGGACCCCUCCAAGAGGAAGAUGCAGCACAUCUCCAACCUGUCCAUCGCCGUCAUGUAUGUCAUGUACUUCCUGGCUGCCCUCUUCGGCUACCUCACCUUCUACGACGGGGUGGAGUCGGAGCUACUGCACACCUACAGCAAGGUGGACCCAUUUGACGUGCUGAUCCUCUGUGUGCGUGUGGCCGUGCUGACGGCAGUCACACUCACAGUGCCGAUCGUUCUGUUUCCGGUGCGCCGUGCCAUCCAGCAGAUGCUGUUUAAGAACCAGGAGUUCAGCUGGCUGCGGCACAUACUCAUUGCCAUCGGCCUGCUCACUUGUAUCAACUUGCUGGUUAUCUUCGCUCCCAACAUCCUGGGCAUCUUCGGGGUCAUUGGUGCCACAUCUGCCCCAUGCCUCAUCUUCAUCUUCCCCGCCAUCUUCUACUUUCGCAUCAUACCCACCGAGAAGGAACCUGCAAAGUCUACCCCCAAAAUCUUGGCCCUUUGUUUCGCUGUGCUUGGCCUCUUGCUGAUGACCAUGAGCUUGAGCUUCAUCAUCAUUGAUUGGGUGUCAGGGACCGGCCGGCAUGGAGGAAGCCACUAGGAAGACCCCCGGCCUGUUCUGUCUACUCGUCCAAGUACCCCUGCCCAGAGUCUUCAGCCCCUGCUCCCAUCCAGUGGCCAGUCAGCGGGGAGAAGAAAGAUGUGGUUAACACUAUGGCAUUUGUCCCCUGCCUCACGUCUUCUCUGUGGAAGGUUUUUGUUACAGCCAGGACCAAGGCCCUUGGACCACUACCUUGCUGGGCUCCCGGGCUACAGGGGCUUCCGGAGUUGGGAGCAGGGUGGGGCUGUGACCUUGCUCCCUUCCUGUUGCCUCAGAUCCCACUCAGGCCCCUGCCCUCCUUGCACAGUUGCAAACACUGAGGUCCAACAGCUGCCUGCACAGUCUGUAGGGCACAUAAAGUUGGAGCCCAAGCCUGCAGCCAUCUCCCCACCUUGCUGCUGGACCUUGGUCUGCACUCUGGGGCCUCAUCUCCCUCAAUGCACUUGCCUUCCUCCACUUCUGUCCCGGAGGCCCCUUUCAGUCACUUGGACUCAAGCGCUUGGAUACUCUCGUCUCCUUCUCCCAUCCCCACCACCAGAAGCAGACCACCCCCCAUACCUGAAGCCAUCAGGUUCUUUUAAAUGUGAGGCUGGUGUGGGCACCCCCAGGAACCUGCUCCUUCACCAGUCCUGGGGAGGCUGGGACUCCCCCCACCCCAAGUCUGGGCCAUAGCUCACAUUCCAUUUCUGGGAGAAGAAAGAGGCUGGGGCCCAGAGCGUCUCUGCCCCUGGGAGCCAAAGACCCCAGGGGCUGAUCCGGGGUAGGAGUGGAGAAGCUGUCAGCUCCCUUUUAUAA